UAACGCUGCUACUCUCAUCAGCUUGCUCUUGUUUCCCAAUAACACCGGCUUAGUAUAAAAGAAGGCACAAGGGGAGGAGGAGAAGAAAAGUGGAAAUGGUAGGGUUGUCUCUAGCGAGAUCGACCGCUGUGAGUAGGGCGGCGGUAGUGCUGUUAUGGGCCACCGCCAUGGUGUGUCCUUGCUUCGCCGGCGACCCCUUCGCCUACUUCGACUGGGAUGUCUCCUACGUCACCGCUUCUCCGCUCGGAGUGCCGCAACGGGUGAUCACAAUCUCGAAGCAAUUUCCCGGCCCUGUUAUGAACGUUACCACCAACUGGAAUGUGGUCGUUAAUGUUCUCAACAGCUUGGACGAGCCGCUCCUCCUCACGUGGGAUGGGAUCCAGCAUCGGAAGAAUUGUUGGCAAGAUGGAGUGCUUGGCACUAAUUGCCCCAUCCCGCCAGGUUGGAAUUGGACCUACCAGUUCCAAGUGAAGGACCAGAUAGGAAGCUUCUUCUAUUUCCCCUCCCUCAAUCUCCAACGUGCUGUCGGUGGCUACGGUGGCAUCACUGUCAACAAUCGUGCAGUCAUUGCUGUGCCAUUCGGCAAUCCGGAUGGAGACAUCACCAUGUUCAUUGGGGACUGGUACAUUAGGAAUCAUACGGAUCUGAGAAAGGCACUUGAUGAAGGGAAAGGCCUCGGAAUGCCAGAUGGCGUUCUCAUAAAUGGGAAGGGACCUUAUCGUUACAAUGACACACUUGUUCCUGAUGGCAUUGAAUAUGAGACAAUCAAUGUUGAACCAGGCAAAACAUAUCGGUUCCGUGUCCAUAAUGUGGGCAUUUCAACUAGCUUGAAUUUCAGAAUUCAAAAUCACAACAUGCUUCUCGUGGAAACAGAAGGAUCAUACACAGUGCAGCAAAAUUUUAGCAACCUUGAUAUCCAUGUUGGUCAGUCAUACUCCAUGCUGGUUACCAUGGACCAGAAUGCAAGCAGUGACUACUACAUUGUGGCGAGUGCUAGGUUUGUGAAUGAGUCACUAUGGACUAGGGUUAUCGGUGUUGGCAUUUUGCACUACUCAAAUUCCAAAGGAAAAGCAUCUGGCCCCCUUCCAGAUCCUCCUAAUGAUUUCUUUGACAAGACCUUUUCCAUGAACCAGGCUAGAUCAAUCAGGACGAAUGUAAGUGCUGGUGCAGCACGUCCUAAUCCCCAGGGAUCAUUUAGAUAUGGUUCGAUUGAUGUGACACAAGUGUAUGUUUUGAGAAACGAGCCUCCUGUUGUCAUUGAUGGGAAGAGAAGGACAACACUCAAUGGCAUAUCAUUUUCACCUCCUAGUACUCCAUUAAGACUUGCAGAUGAAUUUGAUAGGCAGGGAGUUUAUACCCUUGAUUUCCCAACAAGGCCACUUGAUAGACCUCCUCGGCUUGGUACAUCUGUGAUUAAUGGCACAUAUAAGGGUUUCAUGGAGAUCAUAUUUCAAAAUAAUGACACUACAGUUCAGACAUAUCACAUGGAUGGAUAUGCAUUCUUCGUAGUGGGGAUGGAUUAUGGAGAGUGGACAGAAAAUAGUAGAGGCACAUACAACAAGUGGGAUGGUGUUUCUCGCUGUACAACCCAGGUUUUCCCUGGGGCAUGGACAGCUGUGCUAGUCUCAUUGGACAGUGUAGGGUUUUGGAAUGUACGAGUGGAGAAUCUGGAUACAUGGUAUCUUGGGCAGGAGGUGUAUGUACGAGUCAUCAAUCCUGAAGAUAGUUCUAACAAGACAGAGAUGGAUAUGCCAAAUAAUGCCCUCUAUUGUGGCCUUCUUAAAGAUAGACAGAAGAACCAGACUCCUCAUGGUUCUCUUUCAUCUUCAUCAUCCAUUGUCUCAUGCGUUGGGCUGAUAUUUCUUGAAUCAAUCAUGUUGUUGGCUUCAGCCAUCAUCUUCCCAUAAUUAUUCUAGGUCAGAUCGAUGUGUUUGAUGACUGGGAGGGGGCCUUUUACAAAACCCUUUUAAGCAAUCUCAUGACAUGCUGUCGUUAGAGUAUUUAGGAUUUCUAAGUUGCAAGCAAAUCAACUAUCAAUAUGGAUAUUUUGUUAGUGUCUUCUAGCCCCCCCUUCGUGGAUUUCAUGUGAUGAUUCUUUUAGCUUAGAUUGAGCACUGCCGUUUAGGUAACUGGUAACGUCGACAUUUUCAAGUAUGUUAGGUUGGGAAGUAAUUCUCAAUGAUGUAUUGCUAGUGCUUGCUUUUUUAGUGCUAGUAAAUAAGAUUAAUGCUCGUGAAGGAUGUUCUCCGCCGUCAUUUAUCA
This is a messenger RNA of Zingiber officinale, 2262 nucleotides long. Its product is annotated as monocopper oxidase-like protein SKU5. The transcript is spliced from 9 exons. Gene Ontology annotation, molecular function: oxidoreductase activity; copper ion binding. Lineage: Eukaryota; Viridiplantae; Streptophyta; Magnoliopsida; Zingiberales; Zingiberaceae. The record is from RefSeq and is a predicted model, not a curated record. The coding region runs from base 96 to 1907 and encodes 603 amino acids.